AUGGCUUCUGCAACAUCACCACGAUACCUCACCAUGGAGGAACUCAACAAGACUGCCCUGGACCAAUUCGUCUACCAACCUGUGGGUCGCGAUAUGAUCGCAUACCUCGCCCAAGCCGCCCACAACGUUAUUGCCUGCGACUCGACUCUCAUGCCUCCCGCUCCCGCCGAGCCUCGCCAGAACCUCCCAACCCCUCCCAGGAGCCCCGAGCCUCGAACCGUUCGAUCCGAAGACGGAGCCCUCCCCACCCUUGAGGAGUUCAUCACACAGCUCGUCGUCUCUUCCAACGUCCAGGUCCCUACUCUCAUGUCAACACUGGUCUACCUCGGCCGCCUAAAGUCGAAGCUCCAGCCCAUGGCUCGUGGUCUACGAUGCACUGCCCACCGCAUCUUCCUCGCUGCUUUGAUUCUUUCUGCCAAGUACCUCAACGACAGCUCACCCAAGAACAAGCACUGGGCCAACUACAGCCACAUCACCACCGAGUGCUACAGCUUUGGCUUCAGCCGCACCGAGGUCAACCUCAUGGAGAAGCAGCUUCUCUUCCUUCUUGAGUGGGAUCUUCGAAUUACUGAGGAGGACCUUUACCGUGAUCUCGACGACUUCCUUGAGCCCCUCCGCCACAAGAUUGCCGAGCGACAUGCCAGGAAGAUCCGACACCGCGAGGAGAAGCGACGACAGAAGGAGCUCUAUGCUGCCUCCACCCGAUAUCCCAGCCCUGCCUCUUCUCGCGGCCACUCCCGCUCUCGAGGAUCAACACCUGAGCACGCACGAAACCUUUCUGGAAACUUUACUCCUCCUGGUCUCAGCUACAGCAGCUCUUCUAGCUCUUACGCCUCAUCUGUCUCCUCUGGCCGCGCUUACUCACAAGCUACCACUCCCCUCGAGCCCUCCGAGCCUGAGCCUUACUACUAUGAGUCUCAACAGGGCAGCCUCUACGACUCACCCGUCCAGAUCGUUCCCGAUGUUGACUACCCCAAGGCUCAUAUGCCUGCUGGCCGCAUGCUUCCUUAUGAGAUCACUGCCGAUGAGUACCAACAGUACCAGCAACUCCAUGAGACCUCAUCCAAGAAGCAGCAUCAGCAUCAGCAUCAGCAUCAGCAUCAGCAGCAGCGCUCAAGGCGCGGCAUGUGGGGUCGUCUUCUCGGUGGUAGCGUCGCUGUGCGAUAA
Fusarium tjaetaba is the source of this 1167-nucleotide messenger RNA. Its product is annotated as cyclin. Lineage: Eukaryota; Fungi; Ascomycota; Sordariomycetes; Hypocreales; Nectriaceae. Gene Ontology annotation, molecular function: protein kinase binding; cyclin-dependent protein serine/threonine kinase regulator activity. The coding region runs from base 1 to 1167 and encodes 388 amino acids. The transcript has a single exon. Gene Ontology annotation, cellular component: nucleus; cyclin-dependent protein kinase holoenzyme complex. The record is from RefSeq and is a predicted model, not a curated record. Gene Ontology annotation, biological process: regulation of cyclin-dependent protein serine/threonine kinase activity.